Molecule: messenger RNA, 1477 nt
Organism: Menidia menidia (Atlantic silverside)
Lineage: Eukaryota; Metazoa; Chordata; Actinopteri; Atheriniformes; Atherinopsidae
Source: the annotation of a GenBank genome assembly
AAGAAUUGGGGUUUGAACAAUCUUACGUGUCAUUCCUUGAGUUUCACUGAAUCGGAAACCUGUGGGAGACUUUCCUUAAACAAUUCUUGCAGAAGCAUGAAGGCUCUGAUCCUGGUGGGGGGUUACGGGACCAGGCUGCGGCCGCUCACCCUCAGCGUCCCCAAGCCGCUGGUGGAGUUCUGCAACAAACCCAUCCUGCUGCACCAGGUGGAGGCGCUGGUCAAGGCCGGGGUGAACCAUGUGGUGCUGGCUGUGAGCUACAUGUCGGAGCUGCUCGAGAGAGAGAUGAGAGUCCAGGAGCAGAGGCUUGGGAUCCAGAUCUCUCUGUCUCAUGAGAAGGAGCCUCUGGGAACCGCGGGGCCCCUGGCUCUGGCCCGAGAGCUUCUCAACGUGGACAACGAGCCGUUUUUCGUCCUCAACUCGGACGUGAUCUGCGACUUCCCCUUCAAAGACCUCCUGCAGUUCCACCACAACCACGGCAGGGAGGGAACCAUCGUGGUGACGCGGGUGGAGGAACCAUCGAAGUACGGCGUGGUGGUGUUCGACUCGGACUCCGGGAGGAUCCAGCGCUUUGUGGAGAAGCCGCAGGUCUUCGUCUCCAACAAGAUCAACGCCGGCAUUUACAUCUUCAAUCCCAGCAUGCUCAGCAGGAUCCAGCUGAGACCGACAUCCAUCGAGAAAGAAAUCUUUCCUGUGAUGGCGCAGGAGGGUCAUCUGUACGCCAUGGAGCUGCAGGGCUUCUGGAUGGACAUCGGUCAGCCCAAAGAUUUCCUGACGGGGAUGUGCAUGUACCUCCAGUCCGUCCGGCAGCACGCCCCCGAGAGGCUACGAACGGGGCCCGGUUUCCUCGGCAACGUGCUGGUGGACCCGACAGCGCAGAUCGGGGAGAACUGCACCAUCGGGCCCAACGUGACCAUCGGCGCCGGCGUGGUGGUGGAGGACGGCGUGCGGAUAAAGCGGUGCACGGUGCUGAAGGGCUCCCGGGUGCGCUCGCACUCCUGGCUGGAGAGCUGCAUCGUGGGCUGGAGCUCCUCCGUCGGCCAAUGGGUGCGCAUGGAGAACGUCACGGUGCUGGGGGAGGACGUGAUCGUGAGUGACGAGCUCUACCUGAACGGCGCCAACGUCCUGCCCCACAAAUCCAUCAACGAGUCGGUGCCAGAGCCACGGAUCAUCAUGUAGCACCGAGCAGAAGUGAAUCAAAUGAACUGGACUGGAAACUAUAAAUGUGCAAGAGGGAGGAGGAACAAAAAGCUCUUUUUUUCUUUUCUUAAGUUGGACUCGUUUUAGCCCUGCUUGGCUGCAUUUUCCACUAGUUAGAAACGAUGGCACAAAGAAAAAAUGGAAAGAAAAAGAUAGGAAAGUUAGUUAAAAUCGUGGCAGGAUGGAGUAGUAGGUCCUAUAUGAGGUGGACAAAGGGGAAGAAAAACAAGGGAAGGGGCCGGUGGAGGGAUUGAAUGUGUAUGUGUGUGUGUGUGUG